GGGCCGGAAGAGGCGGGGCCGGGCCUGGCGGAGCCGCGAGAGUUGCGGGCGCGCUGACUGUCGCUGUUUGCGGGCGCCGAGAGCCGGCCUUGGCGGGCGGGUUGCGUCGCGAUGCCGGAGCUGGCGGUGCAGAAGGUGGUCGUCCACCCCCUGGUGCUGCUCAGUGUGGUGGAUCACUUCAACCGAAUAGGCAAAGUUGGAAACCAGAAACGUGUGGUUGGUGUGCUUUUGGGGUCAUGGCAAAAGAAAGUACUUGAUGUAUCCAACAGCUUUGCAGUUCCUUUUGAUGAAGAUGACAAAGACGAUUCUGUCUGGUUUUUAGACCAUGAUUACUUGGAGAACAUGUAUGGAAUGUUUAAGAAGGUCAAUGCCAGAGAAAGGAUCGUUGGGUGGUACCAUACAGGCCCUAAAUUACACAAGAAUGACAUCGCCAUCAAUGAACUCAUGAAAAGAUAUUGCCCUAACUCAGUAUUGGUCAUUAUUGACGUGAAGCCAAAGGACCUGGGACUGCCCACAGAAGCAUAUAUCUCCGUGGAAGAAGUUCAUGAUGAUGGAACCCCCACCUCGAAAACCUUCGAGCAUGUGACCAGUGAGAUCGGAGCUGAGGAAGCAGAAGAAGUGGGAGUGGAACACUUGUUACGAGACAUCAAGGACACCACAGUGGGCACUCUGUCCCAGCGGAUCACCAACCAGGUCCAUGGUUUGAAAGGACUGAACUCCAAGCUUCUGGAUAUCAGGAGCUACCUAGAGAAAGUGGCCACGGGCAAGCUGCCCAUCAACCACCAGAUCAUCUAUCAGCUGCAGGACGUCUUCAACCUGCUGCCGGAUGUCAGCCUGCAGGAGUUCGUCAAGGCCUUUUACCUGAAGACCAACGACCAGAUGGUGGUGGUGUACUUGGCCUCGCUGAUCAGGUCCGUGGUCGCCCUGCACAACCUCAUCAACAACAAGAUUGCCAACCGGGAUGCCGAGAAGAAAGAAGGGCAGGAAAAGGAGGAGAGCAAGAAGGAUAGGAAAGACGACAAGGAGAAGGAGAAAGAGAAGAGCGAUGUAAAGAAAGAGGAGAAAAAGGAGAAAAAAUAACCAUGUAGCUUUCCAAUUUGUAAAUUAAAAUCUUACAAACGAA
Molecule: messenger RNA, 1123 nt
Organism: Sorex fumeus (smoky shrew)
Lineage: Eukaryota; Metazoa; Chordata; Mammalia; Eulipotyphla; Soricidae
Gene: PSMD7
Product: proteasome 26S subunit, non-ATPase 7
Exons: 7
Coding region: 112-1080 (322 amino acids)
Biological process (GO): proteasome-mediated ubiquitin-dependent protein catabolic process
Cellular component (GO): proteasome complex; proteasome regulatory particle
Molecular function (GO): protein binding; metallopeptidase activity
Source: RefSeq, a predicted model, not a curated record